CGCUCGGCGUUUGUUUCCGGGCCGAGGCUGAGGAGCGCGGCCGAGCUGCGGAGCGGGGCCGCACCCGGCCCGGCCCGGCUCGGCCCAGCAGCAUGGACGAGGACGGGCUGCCCAUCGUGGGCUCCGGCAUUGACCUCACCAAGGUUCCUGCUAUUCAGCAGAAAAGAACUGUAGCAUUUCUAAACCAGUUUGUGGUUCACACAGUGCAGUUUCUCAACCGCUUUUCUACUGUUUGUGAAGAGAAAUUGUCAGCACUGUCUCUCCGUAUCCAACAAAUUGAAACCACGCUCAAUAUUCUGGAUGCAAAGUUAUCCUCAAUUCCUGGCCUAGAAGAUGUCAAAUUUGAAGUGUCCAGUGCAAAUGUGAACAGUGUUACAAAUGGUCCUGUGGCACAGGCUGCUGCAGAUCCACAGACAGCUGGAUCACCUCAGCCUGGACAGAACAAUACACAAGAAGAAGGAUUGCAGAAAACAGAGGUGGUAACAGAAAAUGUCACAACUGUGGCCAAGGAUCCAAGAUAUGCCAGAUACCUCAAAAUGGUGCAAGUGGGUGUUCCUGUAAUGGCAAUAAGAAACAAAAUGAUUUCCGAGGGGCUGAAUCCAGAUCUUCUUGAGACCCCAGAUGCCCCUGUGCCUGCCUGGGGAGAUGAUGGCAAAGCAGAAGAGAGUUCUGAUAGUGAAUCUUCAUUCAGUGACUGAAGAGACUGAUUCCAGCCUUUGGAAACCUUUGUUAAGUGCUCAUGUGUUUGGAGCUUUGGCAGACAAUGGUUUUGUGUGGAUCACACGGAUGACAUGGUUUGUCUGAUGGCGUUUUUAAGAACUAAGAUCCUCCAUGUUCUGAUCUGGAAAGUUUGAACAGGCAGCAUAUUUUGACCUGAACCCUUCCCCCAUGAAAAUGAAUCAUGAGAUCCUUGCAGUUUUUAUGCUGCAUCAUGUCGGAUUCAUUUCUGGUUCUGCUGAAAUUACUCCAUUGGGCUCUAAGAAUUCCACAACUCUAAACCUCCAUUUCUCUAAAACUCCUUUCUGGUCAUUGUUAUAUUUUCUGAGUAACACAUUUAACCUACAUUGCCUUCUUUCUGCCUCAUAACUUAAAGGUAAAUUAACUUUGGAAAAUGAAAGCGUUUCACUGAUAAACUGUACCUUUUUGGCAAUAUCCUGUGUUUGCAGUGGUGCAACAAGAAUUACAAAUAAGUCAGCUCUCUUAUGGUGAUUGCAAAUCAGUGAUACUCAGAUUUGAGAAGAACUAAAAUACAAGUGUAAAAUAUAUUAAACCCCAUUUUGAAUCUAUUUUCAAAGCAUAUACUGCUAUUCAGUGCCGCAUUAGAGUCUGUAUGAAGCUGUUAAAGGAACUCCUACUCUUGAAGGGUUGAUUUAUCCAGUUCAGGUUGCAUGUUAUAGAAAGGUACAAACGUGACAAGGCUGGUUUGAAAAUGACACUGGGAAAAGAAAAAGGCAAGGGACUGGGAGAUCAUUAAUGGAGUAUGAGAUUGUGAGAUUCUGCUAUGUGGGUCAGUUGAAACCAUUUUCUGACUUCAUUGGCCUUACUCGAAAGAAGCUGUGGCUGAACAGUUUGCUUAGGGUGAGAAAUUGCCUCCAGUUUGGUGCCUUUGCUGGUAAUUUCAGCAAAGAAGCUAAAAUUCAGGUUGUAUAAGGAUAAAACUACCUUUGCACCUCUUGAGGCACUCAUUGAGAACAAUAUAAAAAAAUGCCUGAAGAUGUGCCCUGAAGAUUCCCCUCAAAAUUACUUGAUGUACUCUGUGACUCAAAAAUUACAUUUCAUUAAAGAAUCUUCUUUAAUGCCGUUUGUUCCGCAUGAAAUCCUUUGCAAUCUGUUUGAAUUCCCCAGAUUGUUGUGAUUAUACCAGAAUGCUGUGUGCCAUGCAGUCAUUAACUUUCUGGUGUUUCACAUUCUUGCUGUGACCAAGAGAAGACUAAAACUGAAUCUCCAAGUGUGUAAGUUUGUUAGCCUUUAUGACUGAAUCAAUACCUUCUCUCUUAGUUAUUUGUGCCACUUCAGUAGGUUCAUUAGGUUAAUGCUUUUUUUUUCCUGUGACUUAAACGUGGCUCCCAUUUCAGCCUAGCAGACAUAUUUAUGCUUUCCAUAACCUGUAAAUCAGAAUAAUUCCUGAAUCCCUACAAAAGCAUUUAUGCACUAGAGAAUGCUGAGAGAUGGUAUUUCAAUGAUGGGUUAAUUACUAUUGAACACUUAAAAAUGUUCUUCAUAGGUAACACUUGGUAAAAUACAAAAAUAUUAACAUAUUAGCAAUAAGUAUUUCAAAUGUAAGUGUGAUAAUGUUAUUUCAGAAUGUAUAUAUUGAAAGACUCAUGACUUUUUAAAAUCUAUAUUUGAAAACUCAUUUAAGCAGUCUGUAAAAUAAAAGCUAUACUUUGUAAACCAAA
Messenger RNA from Zonotrichia albicollis (white-throated sparrow), 2399 nucleotides. RefSeq names its product WASH complex subunit 3 (gene WASHC3). NCBI's taxonomy places the organism in Eukaryota, Metazoa, Chordata, Aves, Passeriformes, Passerellidae. Gene Ontology annotation, biological process: actin filament polymerization; exocytosis. The record is from RefSeq and is a predicted model, not a curated record. Gene Ontology annotation, cellular component: WASH complex.